Messenger RNA from Psylliodes chrysocephalus, 2799 nucleotides. The record is from the annotation of a GenBank genome assembly. Lineage: Eukaryota; Metazoa; Arthropoda; Insecta; Coleoptera; Chrysomelidae.
AUGUACGAAGGGUACAUGAAAGGAGGGUUUCAUGGUGGGAAACAAGAUCAAAACUUUCUUUACUAUCACUACUUAACUUUGUGGUGGAAGUGGAAAUUUAGAAAUUUAGGAAAUUUAGGAAAUUUAGGAAAUUUAGGAAAUUUAGGAAAUUUAGGAAAUUUAGGAAAUUUAGGAAAUUUAGGAAAUUUAGGAAAUUUAGGAAAUUUAGGAAAUUUAGGAAAUUUAGGAAAUUUAGGAAAUUUAGGAAAUUUAGGAAAUUUAGGAAAUUUAGGAAAUUUAGGAAAUUUAGGAAAUUUAGGAAAUUUAGGAAAUUUAGGAAAUUUAGGAAAUUUAGGAAAUUUAGGAAAUUUAGGAAAUUUAGGAAAUUUAGGAAAUUUAGGAAAUUUAGGAAAUUUAGGAAAUUUAGGAAAUUUAGGAAAUUUAGGAAAUUUAGGAAAUUUAGGAAAUUUAGGAAAUUUAGGAAAUUUAGGAAAUUUAGGAAAUUUAGGAAAUUUAGGAAAUUUAGGAAAUUUAGGAAAUUUAGGAAAUUUAGGAAAUUUAGGAAAUUUAGGAAAUUUAGGAAAUUUAGGAAAUUUAGGAAAUUUAGGAAAUUUAGGAAAUUUAGGAAAUUUAGGAAAUUUAGGAAAUUUAGGAAAUUUAGGAAAUUUAGGAAAUUUAGGAAAAUUUAGGAAAUUUAGAAAAUUUAGGAAAUUUAGGAAAUUUAGGAAAUUUAGAAAUUUAAGAAAUUUAGGAAAUUUAGGAAAUUUAGGAAAUUUAGGAAAUUUAGGAAAUUUAGGAAAUUUAGGAAAUUUAGGAAAUUUAGGAAAUUUAGGAAAUUUAGGAAAUUUAGGAAAUUUAGGAAAUUUAGGAAAUUUAGGAAAUUUAGGAAAUUUAGGAAAUUUAGGAAAUUUAGGAAAUUUAGGAAAUUUAGGAAAUUUAGGAAAUUUAGGAAAUUUAGGAAAUUUAGGAAAUUUAGGAAAUUUAGGAAAUUUAGGAAAUUUAGGAAAUUUAGGAAAUUUAGGAAAUUUAGGAAAUUUAGGAAAUUUAGGAAAUUUAGGAAAUUUAGGAAAUUUAGGAAAUUUAGGAAAUUUAGGAAAUUUAGGAAAUUUAGAAAAUUUAGGAAAUUUAGGAAAUUUAGGAAAUUUAAGAAAUUUAGGAAAUUUAGGAAAUUUAGGAAAUUUAGGAAAUUUAGGAAAUUUAGGAAAUUUAGGAAAUUUAGGAAAUUUAGGAAAUUUAGGAAAUUUAGGAAAUUUAGGAAAUUUUGGAAAUUUAGGAAAUUUAGGAAAUUUAGGAAAUUUAGGAAAUUUAGGAAAUUUAGGAAAUUUAGGAAAUUUAGGAAAUUUAGGAAAUUUAGGAAAUUUAGGAAAUUUAGGAAAUUUAGGAAAUUUAGGAAAUUUAGGAAAUUUAGGAAAUUUAGGAAAUUUAGGAAAUUUAGGAAAUUUAGGAAAUUUAGGAAAUUUAGGAAAUUUAGGAAAUUUAGGAAAUUUAGGAAAUUUAGGAAAUUUAGGAAAUUUAGGAAAUUUAGGAAAUUUAGGAAAUUUAGGAAAUUUAGGAAAUUUAGGAAAUUUAGGAAAUUUAGGAAAUUUAGGAAAUUUAGGAAAUUUAGGAAAUUUAGGAAAUUUAGGAAAUUUAGGAAAUUUAGGAAAUUUAGGAAAUUUAGGAAAUUUAGGAAAUUUAGGAAAUUUAGGAAAUUUAGGAAAUUUAGGAAAUUUAGGAAAUUUAGGAAAUUUAGGAAAUUUAGGAAAUUUAGGAAAUUUAGGAAAUUUAGGAAAUUUAGGAAAUUUAGGAAAUUUAGGAAAUUUAGGAAAUUUAGGAAAUUUAGGAAAUUUAGGAAAUUUAGGAAAUUUAGGAAAUUUAGGAAAUUUAGGAAAUUUAGGAAAUUUAGGAAAUUUAGGAAAUUUAGGAAAUUUAGGAAAUUUAGGAAAUUUAGGAAAUUUAGGAAAUUUAGGAAAUUUAGGAAAUUUAGGAAAUUUAGGAAAUUUAGGAAAUUUAGGAAAUUUAGGAAAUUUAGGAAAUUUAGGAAAUUUAGGAAAUUUAGGAAAUUUAGGAAAUUUAGGAAAUUUAGAAAAUUUAGAAAAUUUAGGAAAUUUAGGAAAUUUAGGAAAUUUAAGAAAUUUAAGAAAUUUUGGAAAUUUAGGAAAUUUAGGAAAUUUAGGAAAUUUAGGAAAUUUAGGAAAUUUAGGAAAUUUAGGAAAUUUAGGAAAUUUAGGAAAUUUAGGAAAUUUAGGAAAUUUAGGAAAUUUAGGAAAUUUAGGAAAUUUAGGAAAUUUAGGAAAUUUAGGAAAUUUAGGAAAUUUAGGAAAUUUAGGAAAUUUAGGAAAUUUAGGAAAUUUAGGAAAUUUAGGAAAUUUAGGAAAUUUAGGAAAUUUAGGAAAUUUAGGAAAUUUAGGAAAUUUAGGAAAUUUAGGAAAUUUAGGAAAUUUAGGAAAUUUAGGAAAUUUAGGAAAUUUAGGAAAUUUAGGAAAUUUAGGAAAUUUAGGAAAUUUAGGAAAUUUAGGAAAUUUAGGAAAUUUAGGAAAUUUAGGAAAUUUAGGAAAUUUAGGAAAUUUAGGAAAUUUAGGAAAUUUAGGAAAUUUAGGAAAUUUAGGAAAUUUAGGAAAUUUAGGAAAUUUAGGAAAUUUAGGAAAUUUAGGAAAUUUAGGAAAUUUAGGAAAUUUAGGAAAUUUAGGAAAUUUAGGAAAUUUAGGAAAUUUAGGAAAUUUAGGAAAUUUAAAAAAUUUAGGAAAUUUAGGAAAUUUAGGAAAUUUAGAAAACAUAUAUUUUUUCGAGUAUUGAGGUAUCUGAAGACAUAUCUAUUUUUGGGCUAUUUUUGGUAGUUAA